AUGAACAACGAAAUCAAUAUCAGAUAACUGCUUUACUACAAAAAAAUUAUUCCUCAUACUCAAUCCCAACGCAGUAUUACCCUCAUGUCCCAAUAGUUUAGUCAAGGUCGACUCUCUGUCCAUUCGUAAGAAGAUUUAAGAUUAUCCACUAAUGUGACCAAUUCCAGCAUCCUCCCUCAAAUCAAUCUCCGGUACAGUAGUGUCCAUUCUCAAGAGUCUAUCAAAUCUCAUCAUACUGCAUCUACUCCCUUUACUUAGAUACAAUGUUUUAUCAAUAAAAGCCAAAAAACUAUUUCUGAACUCAAGCACCAGACCCAAUAAAUAAAGCAAGAAAUUUCAAUUAUUUUGGAAUAGCAUGAAUAGCAAAUUCAAGAGCUCCAAUCCUAAUUAAUCUAAGGAAUUCAAAUCAAGUAUAAAUAAUUAAAGGAUGACAAUAUCAACACAAUUAUGGAGUCUUAUCGUCUGAAGAAGGAAGUUGUGCGCCUAAUUAAAUCUAAAUCAUAGAUGCUAGAAGAUGUAGAUGUACUCAACAAAAGAAUUACAGAACUUGAGUCAAUAUUAUAAUCCUUCAAACUUGAUUUAAAAUGA
Molecule: messenger RNA, 588 nt
Organism: Paramecium tetraurelia
Lineage: Eukaryota; Ciliophora; Oligohymenophorea; Peniculida; Parameciidae
Exons: 3
Source: RefSeq, a predicted model, not a curated record